Phalacrocorax carbo (great cormorant) is the source of this 3702-nucleotide messenger RNA. The record is from RefSeq and is a predicted model, not a curated record. Lineage: Eukaryota; Metazoa; Chordata; Aves; Suliformes; Phalacrocoracidae.
GGUUCUUAGGCGGCGCGGCGGGGCGGGGGGGCGCAUUGUUGGUGCUCCCGGCGCCUCCUGUGGUCCCGCCGCCCCCGGUGCUCCACGCCCCGCCGCCACCAUGGAGGCCAUCAAGAAGAAGAUGCAGAUGCUGAAACUGGACAAGGAGAACGCCAUCGACCGUGCCGAGCAGGCGGAAGCUGACAAGAAGCAGGCAGAGGACCGCUGCAAGCAGCUGGAGGAAGAACAGCAGGGCCUGCAGAAAAAGCUGAAGUGCACGGAGGAUGAGGUGGAGAAGUACUCUGAGUCCGUCAAGGAGGCCCAGGAGAAGCUGGAGCAGGCGGAGAAAAAAGCUACGGAUGCUGAGGCUGAAGUGGCUUCUCUGAACCGCCGUAUCCAGCUGGUGGAGGAGGAGCUGGACCGAGCCCAGGAGCGCCUGGCCACUGCCCUGCAGAAGCUGGAGGAGGCUGAGAAGGCAGCUGAUGAGAGCGAGAGAGGCAUGAAGGUCAUCGAAAACAGGGCCGUGAAGGACGAGGAGAAGAUGGAGCUCCAGGAAAUGCAACUGAAGGAGGCAAAGCACAUAGCAGAGGAGGCUGACCGCAAAUAUGAGGAGGUUGCCCGCAAGCUGGUUGUUCUUGAGGGAGAGCUGGAGCGCUCGGAGGAGAGGGCAGAGGUGGCAGAGAGUAAAUGUGGUGACCUAGAGGAGGAGCUGAAAAUUGUCACCAACAACUUGAAGUCCCUGGAAGCCCAGGCUGACAAGUAUUCCACCAAGGAGGACAAGUACGAAGAGGAAAUCAAACUUCUAGGGGAAAAACUGAAGGAGGCUGAGACCCGGGCAGAGUUUGCAGAGCGGUCUGUGGCAAAGCUAGAGAAAACCAUUGAUGAUCUAGAAGAUGAAGUGUAUGCACAGAAGAUGAAGUACAAAGCCAUCAGUGAGGAGCUGGACAAUGCACUUAAUGACAUCACCUCUCUCUGAGCCCCCCCACCAGACACCAGCACCGCACCCCCCCCCCAACCUGCUUCACCCCUCCCCAGCUCAGCUGCUUGCCUGCCUGGCCAUCCCACCACUCUCCCUGCCUGCUCUGUCCCCUCUGUCCUUCCCAGCCCACCUCUGUCCAUCGGCUCCCUUGGGACAGGAGCUGGUCCAGGGUGUUCCUGCAAUACCCCUCUUUGUGGGGAGAAAAGGUGUGGGUGCUUAGGGGUGUUUGGUGGGGAAGGCAAGCAGCCCCCAGGACCCCCAUGCACUGAGUGGACAGUACCCAUGCAGUUGCAGGUCCGUGCCCCAGCAUUGCCCAGUGGGGAAAAGAGCUGUUCGCUUCAGUGGCUCCCUCCUCAGCUCCCUGGCAGCACAAGCACCAGGGACACCACAGCUCUGGUGCUGGGGGGACACCUGUCCCCCACAUCCCCCCCAGCAAAGCCCCCUGGUUCUGCUUGCUGAGCCCAGGGUGGAGGAGACCCGCACAGAGGAAGUGGCACCUCCACUGCCAAAACAGAGAGGAGGACUUAGACCCAGGGGACUGGUGGGUGGGGGUGGGGUGGGGUGUCCAGCUGUGCAGUCAAGCCUGUCCCCAGGCAGGCAGCCCCCAGAUCCCUGCUCUUCCCUCACCCCUACCUCCCUUCUGUCCUUUGCACAUUGUUCUUCAGUUUGCAUUUCAUGACUUUCUUUUCUGUUCUGUCCCUCUGAGUUACUGAGCUGGUCUCAAUAAAGCAUUUUCUCUUCUCCAUUUUCCUUUGUUUUCUUCAUGCUGCUCUGUCCCUCAUCUUCUGCCUGUCUCACGUGGGUGCUGGCAGCCAGGUGGUAGGAAGUGUUGCAGGCAGCUCACAGCCACGGGACCCCUGGGACGGCCACAGUUGAUCCCUGAGCAGCUCCUGCACUGCCAGGCUGAGUGGGACAGGACCCUUUGUGCCUUGGCCCAGGGGAUGACCCCCACCAGCCCCUGGCUCUCGGACACAGCUUUCCUCAUCUCAUGCCACCUUCUCCAUGACUUUUUUGGCCUGAAAUAGCAGGGUUAGACCUGGUCCUGUCCAUUCCCUGUCCCCGCUCCCAGACAUUGCCCACAAGCAGCAGUCUCAGCCCUGGCAUCUCUCCUGCAUCACCCUUCCACGCUGAAGGGGCUGACCCUACCCUUCAGCAGCAAUCCCUGACCUUAAAUAGGUCUUUGAUCCUCAUCUUCCUCCUCCUCCUUCCUCAGCAGCCUACCCUGCCCCACAACUCAGUCACGGAACUGAUGGACCUGCAGCCCCAUCCCUGCCCCAGGACUGACUGCCUCUUCCUGCUGGCCUAGCUCAUUCCCUGCUGCUGCCCAGCCAGCAGCAGGGUUUCCAGCAAGGGCUUUGGGGAACACUGUCUUUUUUUUUUUUUUUUUUUUUUUUUUUAACUAGCUAGCCUUUUUCUCUCUCUUCCCUCUGCUGCACUGAUGUCUCCACUUUCUCUAGAGUACUCCCAGCAGGAGGCUGAGAAAAAACACAUUCUCACUAACGAGCUGCGGGUCAUCCUUACCGAACUUAACAACUGAGCUGCGGAGAACUCCCAGCCCCAGCCCAGCCUCCUGCACCGGGCUGCCAUCGGCCCCAUUCCCUGCCUCGUUUUGGCCAGGCUUGCUCUGGGUUGGGAGCCCCUCCCCACUCCCUGCUGGGGUUAGGCAGUGCAUGGAGCCUUGACUUAUCCCCCCUCCAGGGGUAACUGCCCUGCUUGGGGGCGAUGGGGAGCCCUCUGGAGCAGAUUGGUUUUUCUUGGGAGAUGAACAAGGAUUUUUGUUAUGUCCUGGGAUGCCCAUGCAGUGAUGGCUGUCCCCUGGCAUCAGUCUGGCCCUGCUGGGGAGGGAUGCAGUGGCUUGUAUUGCUGCCUUCCUCUCCUUGUCCCAGGAGUCAGUGGCCAGCCUAUUUCCCCCUCACUCUGGUCACCCCAACCUAUGCAGGGAGGAUCCCCUCAGAGCAGUGUCCCUGCAGGGUGGUGGGAGGGCUGGGACAGGAGCUGGGGACCAGGCAGCAGGUGCUGCCCCAAACCUGAGAAGGGGGAGAGCCUGGCCAGCAGCACUGGGAGACGGGGCUGGGUAAGCAGAGCUCUUGUCCCAUCCCAAUCUCUAGAGGGAAGGAGGAUCUUGUUUGGAAGCGAGUGCUGGAGGAGGCUGCCUUGGCAGCAGGCUGCUCAGCAGAGCUUAUCCCUGCAGCCUUGUUAGCACUGCUCUUCUCUAACUGCCUUCCUGGGCUGCUGCCGCACUCUUUUUCACAGAGUACCACUGGGUCAUGCAGCAGGCACUGGCUUCUUCUUUUGCUGGACAAGGAUUUGUGUGCAAGCCCACAGCUGGACAGUGGUGAUGCCCUGGGGCAGGACAUGCUGUGGGCAGAGCAGGGAGAUGGGGCAGUACCCGUGGCUGCCUGGGAAGGGGUAUCCAUGCUGCAGAGGGCCUGGCUGUGGGCAAUGGGGCACCAUGGGAAGAUGGAAAUGCCAAAGAGUGGGGACAGCCCACCACGAGUAACCAGCCCAGCUGGCCUGCCUGCCCUGGCAGAUCUCAGAGUGGCCGGACUCAUCUCUGCUGGUGGUGGGGCUGCUUGCGCAGACUCUGCUCUGCAGGGCCACCCCAUGCAGCUGGAGGCUGGCGCUGUACUGAAAUGUCUGUAUAUGUGUGUGUGUCUGUGCUUGGUGUGGUGUGUGUGGAUCUGGCUGCACCUGGGUAUGCUUGGGCUGUGUCCAUGUCUGUGUGGCUGGCUGUAUGUCCCUUG